UGAUCGAACGCCUGAUCGCACCGGCGUGAAGUUGUGCGCUGGUUGGUCGGCUCACGCGCCGUAAAUUCACCAAGUUCACGUUGCACGAGUCUGGCAUGGUCUAGCACCUAGCACCUCGUGUUACACCACGUUAAUCACGUUUACGAGAGAGUCACGAUUUGGCGCGAGGAGACAACAUGGCGCAUCGAUGGUGAUCGAACAAGGCUAGGACGAGAACCAUCGAGGAUGUCGAUAGCAUUCCGGGAGACUGAUAGCGACCAUGUCGACGAUCUCAGGCUUCGCGCCGGAACUGACAGUUUUCCGAGCAUCAACGAGAGGCCGGUCGACGACAUCUCCCUCGAGUUCUUUUACAAACCGCACACGAUUACCCUAUUGCUCAUCUCCAUUGGCGCCGUCAUCUACUCGGCGUUCACCAGAAAUACCACCAAUGUUGAAGACAACAUGUGGGCAGGCAUGUUAUGCGUCAUUUUCUUCUUCCUCAUCAUAUCUGUCUUAACCUUCCCCAAUGGUCCAUUCACCAGACCUCAUCCAGUAGUAUGGAGGAUAGUGUUUGGCUGCAGUGUUCUCUAUCUGAUGGGUCUCCUGUUUAUGUUAUUCCAAAAUUAUAAGACAGUCAGGAGAAUUCUGGUAUGGGUGGAUCCAGGUUUAGCAUCCUUCCACAUUGACAUGGACAAGGAAUAUGGUGUUAAUUGCUCAGAUAUCACCGUAGAAAAAAUUUGGAAUCACUUGGAUGUAUUUGCACUGGCUCAUUUUCUUGGCUGGGCCUUCAAAGCUAUUUUGAUUCGUCAUCUUGGCAUCCUUUGGGCCAUUAGCGUUAUGUGGGAGGUGACAGAAAUCGCCUUUGCACACUUACUACCGAAUUUUAUCGAAUGCUGGUGGGAUGCACUGAUUCUAGAUGUUCUUAUAUGCAAUGGAUUGGGUAUUUGGGUCGGCCUGAAAAUUUGUUCCAUAUUAGAGAUGCGAGAAUAUAAAUGGGUUAGUAUCCGUGACAUCGAGAGUACUACUGGAAAAUUGAAGAGAGCAAUGUUGCAAUUUACUCCUGGAAGCUGGACAUCCGUUAGAUGGCUAGAUCCUACUUGCACACAUAUGCGAUUAGUCGCAUUGUGCCAAUUAGUGAUAUUUUGGCAAGUUUCUGAGCUCAAUACCUUCUUUUUGAAGCAUGUGUACGAGUUUCCGCCAUCUCAUCCCUUUGUUGUAGCCAGAUUAGUGCUGAUCGGUGUCAUAGUCGCACCAUCAGUCAGACAGUAUUAUAUGUAUGUGACUGACCCAACAUGUAGUCGAGUAGGAACUCAGUGUUGGGUCUAUGGGGCGAUCAUGGUGACUGAAGCUCUGCUGUGUAUACGUCAUGGUGCAGCUCUAUUUGAGCGCACUCAAGCUCUUAAUAUCCUCCUUUGGCUGCUCUGCCAAUCUCUAGUCUCUGUUCUUUGUGUUUAUGGCUGUGUCUUGUGGCAUCAAUACUUUGAGACGGGAAAGAAAGCCACUAUAAGGCGGUCCGUCUCCCAUCUAGGCAACUUUAACACAAACGUAAGCGGGAACAUGGUUCGCCGUACGAAAUCUGUGGAGGAAUUGGAUAAAAAGCAACUAUGAAGGAAAACUAAAAAGGAACGCUCGACGUGUCGCCAGCAGAAGAUAAUCGAAGGAGAGUUCGUCGUUUAUCAAGGACCAAUCGAUGAUACCAUAAGGAAUCACGACAAGAUUCAGGCCGUAAAUCGCUUGCGCCUUCGACUGGAAUGGCGUCGCAUAAUACGUCCAACUACGUGAUUUAUAGAA
Molecule: messenger RNA, 1770 nt
Organism: Camponotus floridanus (Florida carpenter ant)
Lineage: Eukaryota; Metazoa; Arthropoda; Insecta; Hymenoptera; Formicidae
Gene: l(3)77CDf
Product: phosphatidylserine synthase 1
Exons: 7
Coding region: 226-1587 (453 amino acids)
Biological process (GO): phosphatidylserine biosynthetic process
Molecular function (GO): L-serine-phosphatidylethanolamine phosphatidyltransferase activity
Source: RefSeq, a predicted model, not a curated record